UAUGAUGACUCUUCGAUGUCUGACGGCAGUCUUUACGCGAGUGAUCAAGAAAAUUUGUCUACGCCUAGGAAACGGUCAGACUGCCGUCGGCUUCACAAGCGCAGGUCGCGGUGUCCCCAACAGCAGAUCCAGCAGCGUCAAGCAGCGAACUUACGGGAGCGCAGGCGCAUGCAGUCCAUCAACGACGCCUUCGAAGGCCUAAGGGCUCACAUACCAACCCUGCCUUAUGAGAAACGGCUGUCCAAGGUCGAUACUCUGAAGCUUGCGAUUGGUUAUAUCAGUUUUUUGGGUGAAUUGGUGAGAGCUGACAGAAACUCAUCUGACACAAUGCUGACGGGAGUCGGAAAUUCUAACAGCAGGGACGAACAGAAGAAAAUCAUCAUCAGAGCUCGUCAAAUAUUCGACGCGACUGGCAGGCCUACAGUGGAAGUGGAUAUGGUCACUGAACUUGGUCUGUUCCGUAUCGGAGUCCCCAACACCGACCUCAAGAAGCUGACAGAAGCGGUCCAACUACGAGACAAUAACCCGAAGGAAUACCACGGCCUAGGAGUCACGUCUGCCGUCAAAAACAUCAACACCAUUAUCGCGCCAGAGCUCAUCAAACAAAAUCUAGAAGUGACCAUGCAGAAAGAAAUCGACCAAUUCCUAAUCGCUUUGGACGGCACAGAAACCAAGUCACGCCUCGGCGCAAAUGCUAUCAUGUGUGUAUCGCUAGUGAUCGCUAAAGCUGGAGCUGCCAAGAAAGGGGUGCCUCUCUACAGACACAUUUCAGACAUGGCUGGCGUCACCAGCAUUAUACUGCCCGUGCCACAUUUCACUAUCCUUACUGGUGGAAUCCUGUCUUCCAACGGCCUACCCUUCCAGGAAUACAUGAUAAUGCCGACCGGAGCCUCCUCCUUCGCAGAAGCCAUGCGCAUUGGAACGGAAAUAUACACUUACGUGAAAAAUGUAAUAAGAGCGAAGUACGGCAUUGAGUGCACUUAUGUCAGUGAUAACGGCGGAUUCGCCGUACCUCUUCAGAGUCACCGCGAUGCGCUGCUGUUCCUCACAGACUCGAUCAAACAGUGUGGUUACACCGGCAAAGCAGAAAUAGCUAUAAACGCAUCAGCCACCGACAUGUACAAAGACGGCGCUUACGACUUGGAAUUCAAGAAUCCACACUCAAACCCGCAGGAAUACAUGUCUUCAGAUAAACUUGCCGAGGUGUAUUUGGAUAAUAUGAAGGAGUUUCCUGUGUGCUCUGUUGAAGACGCGUUCGAAUUCGACGAUUGGGCGGCAUGGACUAAUUUGACCGUUAGGACUGCCAACCAGCUUGUUGGAAACGAUUUAACUCAAACAAACAUAAGAAGAGUGGGUUUGGCGAUUGAGAAAAAGGCCGGUACCACCGUCGCUUUGAGAAUCAACCAAGCUGGGACUCUGACUGAGGUUAUAGAAGCGUUCAAGUUGCUGAAGUCUAGUGGCUUAGGAGCUAUAGUCAUGGACCGUUGGGGUGACACCGAAGAUCUGUUUUUGUCUGACCUGGUGGUGGGGUUGUCAGCGGGGCAGUACAAAUGCGGGGCUCCGGUCCGAGGUGAGCGAGUCGGGAAAUACAACCAUAUACUUCGGAUAGAGGAAGAAUUAGGAGCUCUUUCCAAGUAUGCAGGGAAAAAUUACAGAGGUCAAAUGUUAUAA
Messenger RNA from Amyelois transitella, 1671 nucleotides. RefSeq names its product enolase-like. Gene Ontology annotation, biological process: glycolytic process. Lineage: Eukaryota; Metazoa; Arthropoda; Insecta; Lepidoptera; Pyralidae. Gene Ontology annotation, cellular component: phosphopyruvate hydratase complex. The transcript is spliced from 4 exons. Gene Ontology annotation, molecular function: protein dimerization activity; magnesium ion binding; phosphopyruvate hydratase activity. Bases 16 to 1671 code for a protein of 551 amino acids. The record is from RefSeq and is a predicted model, not a curated record.